UCGGUGGUUGAGGGAGGUGGGAAAAUAUUUGAACCCUUGAGGCCUUGAUAUGUAAAUCUCAAAAAUAGCUCCUAAGAGUGCUAAGUCAUAAGUAUACUUUACCCCACUCACAUUGUCAGACAUAAAUCAUUUAUUAUCCGCUCCAUUUUUUGCAGGUUCAAACUUAAUUAAGAUCAUUCAACUUUUAUCUAUUUAUUUACUACUAGUAUAUAUUAAAUUGUAUAAAUGUGGUCAAUUUGGUAGAUUAGAAACUAGAAAGUGUGAUAAAGAUGCAAGGAGAAACUGUUUUGGUAAAUGUGGAAUGCUUAAGAGGCAGAUUACAAGCUGAAAGAGCUGCUUCUAGAGCUGCUGAACAAAAUGUUGAUCUGUUGGCUACGAAGUUAAGUGAGCUAGAGAAACAGCUAAAGAUUGAAACAAAGUAUAGAAGAAAAGCAGAAAAGAAGCUGAAUAUCCUAAUAAAGAAGCUUGAAUCUUUGAACAUUCCUAAGAACAACGUUAUUUCAGGGGAAUAUAAGCGAUUAGGUUCAUCAAACAAUUCUGAAAUUUCGUGUUUGUCAUCAAUCACCUCUACAAGCUUUAGUCAUCAAGAAAAUCAUCUUCCAGUGUUUCGAGGAUCGAAAUCGAGCUCGAUUUGUAGUGAAAUUGCUGAGGAAAAUACAGAAUCUGAUAUUAGUGUGAAACAAAAACGCCAAGAUGUUAUCAAAUGUGAGCGAAACCAAAUUGAUCACACUAUUGGGAGACAAGAAAUGGACGAAAAUUGUCACGGAUUGAAGCAAUUAUCGUUGGAGAAAAGCAAUGAUGAUGAGAUUGACGGCAAUCAAGAUAAACAUUUCGUUGAUAAUUCAUUGGCAUUGGUUCCCAUGAGCCCCGUUGUAGAACUAAACACUUCUUCCAAAGGGCCAUUAGAAGUUAAUAGUGAAAAUGUCAAAGAAGUCCUUCAUACAUUAAAGCAAAUUAGAGAAAAUAUUCAAAGCUCCAUUAGAGGUCAAGGGGCAUUAUUAAAAGUUGGUUAAUGUUUUUGUAAGUAUAAUUUUCUUUAUUUUCUUCAAUUUAUAUAUCAAUUUCUGUAAUUUUAGAUGAUAAUAAUGGAAAUUCUUACUUUGUUUUUUCUUAGCAAUAUUGGAAAAUAGGUUGUAAUAAUUACAAGUGUACAACUUUGGUUGAAUAAUCUCAACUUUCAAUUAUUACUAGUUUUGUGCCCCGUGCGAUA
This is a messenger RNA of Chenopodium quinoa (quinoa), 1210 nucleotides long. RefSeq lists its product as uncharacterized. The transcript has 3 exons. The record is from RefSeq and is a predicted model, not a curated record. NCBI's taxonomy places the organism in Eukaryota, Viridiplantae, Streptophyta, Magnoliopsida, Caryophyllales, Amaranthaceae. The coding region runs from base 270 to 1013 and encodes 247 amino acids.